CUCGCGGGCGAGCUCGCGUGCGGACUGACGAGGGCCCGCGCAGGGCAGGGGAGGCCCCCUCCACCACCAGAGCACAGCAUGAGCGCAGGGGCGGCGUGAAGCCAUGGCCCGGGCCCUCCAUGGCGGGGCCCUCCACCGCGCCCGGCCCGAGGCCCCGGGGGACCAGGGCGGCGGGGGGCGGCGACGCAGGCGGGGCCUCCCGGUGGGCAGCUGGCUGUGGCUGGCGGUGGUCAUGAUGGCCACCUCGGUGGCGAGCAAUCACAACCGACCGUCGCCAUCGGGCGGCCAGGGCCACGACCCGGAGGGGGUGCAGCCGCCCGCCCCCGCGGCCCCGGUCGGCCCGCCCCCGCCAGGCAACCCACGGCCGGGGCAGCUUCGGCCGCCGGCCGUGGAUCCGUACGACGAGGAGGAGGAGCUGGAGGUGCCGCUGGACUGGCCCGUGGACAACAAAUCGCACGUGCACCGCUCCAGCAACGAGACCCACGCCAACGUGACCAAGACGCCGCUGUUCCCGCCGGACAUUUUCACCAUGGAGCAGAAGCGGCACGGCGCCGUGACCCUGCACGUGCUCGGCCUCGUCUACAUGUUCGUCGCCCUGGCUGUGGUGUGCGACGAGUUCUUUGUGCCGUCCCUCGACGUCAUCAUCGAGAAACUGGACAUCGCCGACGAUGUGGCCGGGGCCACGUUCAUGGCCGCCGGUGGCUCGGCUCCAGAGCUCUUCACCUCCGUCAUCGGCGUGUUCGUGUCCUUCGACGACGUCGGCAUCGGUACCAUCGUCGGCUCCGCCGUGUUCAACAUCUUGUUCGUGAUCGGCAUGUGCGCCCUGUUUUCCCGCACCGUCCUGACGCUGACGUGGUGGCCGCUGUUCAGAGACUGCACCUUCUACUCCAUCUCGCUCAUUGCCCUCAUCUACUUCUUCAAGGACAAUCUCAUCUACUGGUACGAGGCCCUCAUCCUGUUCUCGGUGUACAUGGCCUACGUCAGCUUCAUGAAGUGGAACCAGACGGUGGAGAAGUUCGUGAAGAAGCACCUGUACAAGAACAAGGUGACGCGGGUGCGGAGCACGGACCAGCUCAUGCCCUCGCACCAGAGCGCUGCACAGACCUUGCACGCGAACCCUACCACCUCCAGCACCACUAGUGUGGGCGGGGGAAGCGGCGCGGGCUGCUCGGCGGGGUCCUCGGGCGCCUCGGGGGCUCGGGGAGCCUCGUCCUACUCGGGGCCCCCGGGCACCAAGUUCAGACACGGACUGCUGCAGCUCAUGAUCCACACCAUCGAUCCCCUGCACGACGGCAAGGUUGACGAGAAAGCGACACAGCUGCACGCCAUCGCCUCGCUCAAGGUGCUCCUGGACGCCACCAAGCCCCACAACGGCGCGGCCUCCACCUCAGCGGCCAACCACGUCGGGACGCUGUCCGAGACACGCCUGUCGGUAGACCAGCCCAACGGCAUCCUGGGUGGACCGCUCAACGACCAGAGCCAAGCGGAUGCGGUGGAGGAGCCGGUAGCCCACUCUUUCCGCGAGACGGCGGCCGUGCGGCGGGGCUCCACCUUCCUGAGGGCGCACUCGGUAACGACUCGAAGGUCCACUCUACCGUCUCAGACCGAGCUGACGGGGCUAAACCCUGGUGGUGACGCUAUGGCUGACGGCGAUGAGCAGGAAGCUCCCGAGGCCCUCGACAUGUCCUGGCCCGACAGCAACCGCAAGAGGAUAACCUACGUCCUGGUGGCACCCAUCAUCUUCCCGCUCUGGCUCACUCUACCCGACACGCGCACACCAGGAGGGAAAAGGUUCUUCCCUGUCACCUUUAUCGGUAGCAUAUGCUGGAUUGCCGCCUACUCUUACCUUAUGGUGUGGUGGGCGAAUCUCGUUGGUGAUACUGCGAGGAUACCCCCAGAGGUGAUGGGACUUACUUUCUUGGCGGCCGGCACGUCUAUCCCUGACCUUAUCACCAGUGUCAUCGUAGCCAGAAAAGGCUUCGGAGACAUGGCUGUGUCUUCCUCCGUCGGAAGCAACAUAUUCGACGUGACUGUUGGGUUGCCGGUACCCUGGCUGCUCUACGGCAUCAUCUAUGGGAAGCCUGUGGAGGUCAACAGCCACGGAAUGGUUUGUUCCAUCGCCAUUCUCUUCAUGAUGCUGCUCUUCGUCAUCAUGUCCAUCGCCUGCUUCAACUGGCGUAUGAACAAGGGCCUCGGUUUUACCAUGUUUCUGCUGUACUUUGUGUUCGUGGCGGUGUCGCUUAUGUUCGAGUACAAGUAUCCCUACGAGUGUCCUGUCUAACGUGGUGGUGUGGUGAGGACGAUAUAUUUGUAAUGCAAGCUCUGGGCAUGGUUGGGCGCAUCUCGGGCGGAAAUGUGGCAACGAUACCACUGUUGCCACACGUCCCCAGCCCGAGCGCGCUCGGCUCGAAGGCCUGGGCUGUGCAAUGCCACUGUUGUCAACCCCAAGACUGCUUCCUCUCCCCUUUUCCUCCAUCUAUUUUAGGGUAGGCCAGGGUAUGUACUAAUGAUGCUUUAGUUCGUUUGUAGUUAUAUGUGGACAUGGGAUGUUAUUGCGGGGACGAAACAUACGGUAGUGGAGCCGGUUGGCGGCAGUGGUCUAGGUUGUCGGUGAAAAACAUCUUCACUGCUCUUUUCCCAACGUGGAAAUAAAAACGAGUGCCACUUUCUCACGCAAGAAAAUGUUAACGCACAAAAUUGGCUUCUCGAUUCUUUCUUCAUUACAAAAUGGGUCAUCUGUGAGGAAGUGAGAUACAAGCAAAAUAUGAUUGGAAGGUGCGAUUGAGGUUGAGCCCGCUGCAACGAAAUCCUAUACCUAUUUGAUGAGGAACGAAUCACCAUUCAUUUAAAAUUUGACUCCCGUACGACUCAUUGUAAACAUUGCCGUCUAGUGUUGCGAUUCGUGAUUCCCACCCGAUCUGUAUAGAUUCGGGGUGGACUUAGGUAUUGAGAACAAAUGAGUUGACUUUGCGACUUAACUUACCUUAUAAGGGGGUUUUCGAUAUAGAUCCUUAUUUUAGUAUGUAUAAAGGCACUAACUAUUAAACAAUAAACCUUGAAAGAAGUAUUACGGAUUAACUAAACAUUACUCGUUAAAACUCAGUCAUAGUAAUUACUAUGGCUAGUUACAUUCUAGAUGUACUAAUUACUAACCCAUUGUAACUUUUUUAAGUAUAGAUCUACAACAUAUAUUUUAUAAAUGUUGACCAUUGUAAAGAUAACUUAAUUUUGUUAAUCCUGUUUUGUACAGCUUGUGUUAUAGUUGAAAGCUUAGUGUUGUGUUUGUUCGUUUUGUAUAACAUUUCUUGGUGUCUUAAACACAGUCUUUAACACGUAGAUGCCUCGGGAGCGGAGACAAUACUGACAGCAUAUGGGUGCUCCCGUUUCUUCCUUCUCAUUACCUGUCAGAACUCCUUCAUUAUUAUGGUGAUAUUUUAAUCGUUUGGAAGGGAGUACGCAGUUUCCCGCCGUCAACCAGGGGGUAAAAUAGGCUGGAAUAUCUAGUGUUGGACCCACAUAUGCCAGGGUGGAAGAGGAAUCUAGUGUCAGGAGAAUGAUGGUCUGCAUGUUUGAACGGAUGUGGGUUAGUCCUUUGGCACGAUGACUUUACGUCACGGUAUUCUCGUUAAUACAGACUCAAUUCACUGAAUCGGUAUUUGUGAUAAAUUAAUUCCCAUUUCCGCCAAAACUCGUGUUUUGAGAUUCUUUCUAUUUAUUGCUUUUCUAUAGAGAUGCUAAGCUUUUUUUAUUAUUAUAAAAAGGCGAUUAAUAGUAAAAGUUAUCACAAAAAUAAUGUGAUAGCGUUUAAUCGGAAGCAUUAAGCAUUGUUUACCAACUCCAUUUAUUGACAAAACUACAAAUUUGCGAUAAAAAGUUAUCACAUCAUUUUUGUUAUAACUUUCCAUUGCGUUUUCUUUUUGCGAUAAAAGUUAUCAUGUUCAGAAAAGCGAUAAGUCGGCGAUGUCACAAAAUUGAGCUGUCGCAAACGUUUGUGUUCAUCAAGUAUCAAAAAAUUCAGAUUAAGUGUAUUCCCGUUCAGCAGAAUUCGUCGAUUGGUCUGAUACAGUUUUCUCCAUUCUUGCAUAUUUUUAAGAGAAUGCUGCUUGAUGAUGUCUGUGGGUCCAGACCCCAGCCUUCUUCAUACUCUGAUUGUCGAGCUGAAUUUUUCGCACUUUUCGAAAACACAAGAAAUCACAACCACCUUGCAUAAAAGGAAUCCCAAACUGAGAAAACUCAUCAAAGCAAUGUCGUCCUCAUUACUCCAUCGUUGUUAAGUUUAAGAGACUUUGUUAUCAGAAAAAUAAUCAAAAAACGCUUCAAUUCGCCGAAUGAGUAUAUCGCCUGAGAGGCUUUUGGACUUAAAUUUGAUAGAAUGGCUUCCUCGUGCCAGUCCACCCUAGUGAUAAUUUCCGCCUUCCCAUUUGUUUCGCCCAUGUCAAUUAAUAAACAUCCACAAGCUCAUAUUGGCGUCUGACAGUCAGAAUAAUAAAUUUUUUAGACGAAACGUGUUGCGUGAAAAUAGUGCUAUUGACGUUAGUAUGAUAACCUGCCUGUUUUGUGUUACGUGUGGCAGCACCACCUUCUAAUCUGGCCCCAAGGACGGACGGAACGCGUUACGAUUGCUCAAAUCUCUUUUAAGACUGGGACUGGGAAUGGCACGGGCAGUGGGUUGGGUGUAUUGGACGGCAUUUCUUAGGAGAACCGAAGGUGCGAGAGACACAAAAACAGAGACGCGUGUAGUGUACUCCAGCAGGUCGGCACACCACACUUGCUUUUUACAUGCUUACACCGUCGAAAAAUAUACCGUACCAAAAUGAGCUAUUUUCGGCUCGCGUACCUUGGAACUGGUUUUUAAAUGGGAAAUCUGUUUCUAUCUUUCAUUAUUGUAUUAAGGAUUCGGAAGUAGUUAUUGUAGACAAAGACAAAUUUUUUAAUAAGGUCUUUGUAAUGUAUGAUAGUAUUGAACAUUUCAACAUUUCUAGCCCUUUCAAUUGACUUUGUGAUUGUGUACGAAUUUGACUCGCGUGUUUGGUUGUUGCGAUGCAACACCAACCUGUUUAUACUUUCCGUAGAUUUUCCACCACUUGUAAUACUAUUUAGGAGAAGUCGAGGCUUGCGGAAGCAAGCAGUCCGGCUCGUUUGUGCUCUUUCUUUUUUUUCUUUGUGAGGCUGUCCUCGACGAUUACAGUCGUCUGCAUGUGACUCACGUUCCCUGAAGAUAUCGGACUAUUUACCUGUCAGACUGGCCUCAUGUUCGUGCGCUGAUAGGUCGUGCGAUGCAUUGCCUACCACGCAAAACGUUACUGAGUCAAUGCGUCCAGACAGUCUCUCUUCGUCUUCUACAGGCAGGACGUAGUUAGUCCUAGCCACGACACUGAGAAAAGCAAUAAUAACUUUAUUUGUGUGUAAUAGCUGCAUUGUUGUCAUGUUAUUGUUGUUAAAUGUUGUUAUAUUACUUGCACGCCAUCCUGGUGUUGGAAGGUAAACUUGCUAUGAAGUGGAACCACAACUUCACCAACUUGUAUCUAUUGUAAGAAUGUUUUCUUUCUCUUUGUGGCGUUUGUUUCCACUGUAGACGGCGUGUUUAACAUCCCACCAGGCCGCGCGCUCUUUCCCAUUUUUCUCAUCUCUCUUAUUUCAUUUGGCAUGAGCGAUAAACGUGUACAUAUGUAUAUAGUGCACCGCGCUGGGCUGGACCUCUCCCCGCAUCGCAAGUGAUGUACACAGCUGUGGAAAGAUUACGGGUUAGAAGCUGUUUCAGGACUUUUUCACUAUAAUACUGAAGAUGUUUUUCCUGUACAUUUACCGUUUCUAUUACAAACAUGUAAACAAGCAACUUAUUAUAUAUACUAUUGUUUUAACCAGUGGAGAGUCAAAGUGUUUUCAAGUAGCUUUUGAUUUGGUAAAUACUCUUGUCGUGACGUGUGCCCGUCGCGAUUGCCUUUGGUAUUGCAUAGUAUUGUCCCACGAUAAGUUCUAAUCAUUACAGUUUUGUAAACGAAUUCUCUCUUUCAAUAUUAUUAUAAGCCGUUGGGCACAUAUCAAGACUUAGUGAUAAUUAGAGUGAGAAACGAUUCUUGUGAUAAGUUACCAAAAAAAUCGUAGAAAAGUUUAACUGAUGCACAAUGCAAAGAAACUACAGUAUUGGGCAGAAUCGAAAAGGUGCGAAUCUUUGUUAACAAAAUCACAUUUGGUUUUCAUUUCAGACCUACUUAUUGUUUUCUUGUUUUGUUUUUUGCUUUUGUUUUAAAGAAAUACUUUUAUCCGUGUAUGGUAACGUUAUCAAAAUUGAACAUGAUCUUAGACUUCAGCGGGCUGGUGGUUAUUUCUGUCCCACUUUUGUUAGUGAGGGUAUGAAAAUUUCGGCCAUGCGAGAUGCUGCACAUCCAUUUACAUUCGAUUAAGGCAUUCUAAGCUUAGCAUUUGGAUCAGACUUUGCAUUCAGCGCUUGCUAGGACUUGAAGAGAUGUGAUGUAUGGCUGCAGGUUGUGAUACUUCUGUAGAUUGUCUUUUGUAAUAGUGUUUAAAAGUGUGUAUGGCCAUUUGUUGGAACUUCUGUGGAGAACAGCUGGUAAUAUAAAUAUAACUGUUGAAUACCUUGAAAUGUGUGAAUAGUAUAUACUGAAUUUGAUACAAAAGUUGAUUCAUUAUUUAUGCUGGGCUAACAGGCGAACUGCUUCGCAGCCGAACUAAAUUCAAGUUUUUUUGCCAUAUUUGUUCUAACUUAGCAUAUUGCGCACGAAGCACAGCCAUGAUAACCCUUGUUGAAAUUAUUGUUGUUGUUGAUAUUGUUGUUGUUAUCAUGUUAUGGUACUGAAAGAGAUGGCAAGAGUUUAUCCAAGUGGGAAGAAUUUUAUUCAUGUAUUAAUGUUAUUGCGUAUGGAAGCCCGGUGUAUUGUGGCUUUGUCUUAUAUCAAAUUGUUUUGAUGCUGCCUCCCAAACCUGAAACGAAAGUGAAAACAGAAAAUAAGAAAAUGUUUUCUUCCGUCCCUGGCAGGACGCUUAGCCCCAACGAAAGAUGUAGCUCAAUUCAUUUCACCAGUUUUUGUCAAGACAAACGUAAUGCUUGAGCGCUCAAAAUGCAAAUGCGGGAAAAUGUGUGAUUACUACGUCUCCAAAGCUUCCAGACUACGGUUUAUUACUGUGUCCGUGUUGGUCCAAAUUGUUCAGUGCGUUAAAAGAUGUUAUUACCUUAGAAUAGUAUCGGGUCCGGAAUCGAGUACGCUUAAGACGUCCGGUGCUGUUAUAUAGUUCGUAAUGUUCAACUAACCAGAUUUCGUCUAAUAUUUUUUUUUAAGAAUACUGUGGUGUAGCUUCCAUCCUAGAGACCCCCAGCUCCUCACUCUCUGUGUUACAUAUGUUUCUGUCUCUCGUCUUUGUUGCGAUACUUUUUGUGGGUGUACUGCAACAUUUCGCCCCUUUUCUCAUUUUCCCUUCUACCGUUGAGUAGGUUCCCGGGUGUAGUUCGCCAGGCAGUUUCAUAACAAAAGCAGUUGUAACAUAAUGUUAUACAAUACGCCUCUGAGCGAAUCUUUUUAACAUUAUCUGCGUUCACGGGAAGGACUACUACAUGAAAUGCGCCUUAAUGUGCGUAGAAAGCGCAAUAAAUGUUAUAAUCGGUGGCGCUCUUAAAGCUCGCUUCGAAUCGCAUUGAAGAAUGUGCGUUACACGCGCAUGUGUAACCGUGUAAGCUUCUACAGGCAUUUUCUGAGUUCAGAGUUCAGCAGGGAUGGCUUUUUAUGCUUGCCUCAAGCUGAAGCGUUCCUUAUUACCAAAUAUUGCUGUCCAAAUUUUACCAGACUUGUAUAUUAUAAAGAAACUAAAAAAUCAAGCCUGCACCUUCAUACUGUUUUUUAGUUUUACGUUACUGCUCCUCUAUUAUUCCCCAGCAGAAGGCUCAAACAAACGAUUCUUCCAGUGUAAUGACUCAUUUUUAAAUUUGUCGCAGCAGGUAGACACAAAAUACGCGACAGUUUCGAAAUUGUAUGGUUGUGCUGUCCGCUUUUCCCUCGGUUUCCUCGGUUCAGUGCAGUAGCUGAAAAUUUGACGGUCUUUAAAUGAAACUGCCCGGUGCCCUCACCCACAUAAGCUUGCUCUCGUUCCUGUGUACCUACCAGCAGCAGUAAAAUGUGGGGAAGUCCAACAGUUAACGUCUCAUUGUCGGCCGACGAGUAUUCUAAGACGUUUCACACCCAGCUUUGUCUCCCAUUCAUCGUACCAUGUACCCAUCUGUUCAAGAAUAGGCUUGCUCAUCUCAUCCUUACCUUAGGCGCAUGUCAUGAGCCGUUUUCAUUUCUGUCCCCGCACUUUAAAGGGAUCAGAAACUGAAGUUUGUGGCCUUCACAUUUUACGGCAUCAUGAUUUGCCAGAAAUGAUACUUAAAAGAUAGCCUAAAUGUACUUCCCAACUACAUCACUGCGUCAUUUACAUUUAAAACAACUUAUAGCCCCAGUAGUGGUCCUAGUUCUGACUGCUGGUACAAACUUAUUUCUUCUUCAAGAAUAUUUAAUCUUUAAUUGAAAAAUAUGUAGUGAAUGAUCAUAUAACCUGUUGACAGUAUUGCAUUAUUAAUUGAAAUCUGAUGGAGAAUGUAUUAUGUUGCCACAAGUAUAUAACUGUUAACACUUUAGUAAAAAAAAGAAAUAAACAAAAUUUAAAAAAA
Messenger RNA from Frankliniella occidentalis (western flower thrips), 8662 nucleotides. RefSeq names its product sodium/potassium/calcium exchanger Nckx30C. The coding region runs from base 104 to 2281 and encodes 725 amino acids. The record is from RefSeq and is a predicted model, not a curated record. Gene Ontology annotation, cellular component: membrane. NCBI's taxonomy places the organism in Eukaryota, Metazoa, Arthropoda, Insecta, Thysanoptera, Thripidae. Gene Ontology annotation, biological process: intracellular calcium ion homeostasis; calcium ion transmembrane transport. Gene Ontology annotation, molecular function: calcium channel activity; calcium, potassium:sodium antiporter activity. The transcript is spliced from 10 exons.